Apis mellifera (honey bee) is the source of this 4335-nucleotide messenger RNA. Its product is annotated as retinal homeobox protein Rx1. Gene Ontology annotation, molecular function: DNA-binding transcription factor activity, RNA polymerase II-specific; RNA polymerase II cis-regulatory region sequence-specific DNA binding. Lineage: Eukaryota; Metazoa; Arthropoda; Insecta; Hymenoptera; Apidae. The record is from RefSeq and is a predicted model, not a curated record. The transcript is spliced from 5 exons. Bases 1038 to 1886 code for a protein of 282 amino acids. Gene Ontology annotation, biological process: positive regulation of transcription by RNA polymerase II.
GUUGAGCACCACUGCCUCGCCAUGUUCUCGGAUCGAAACCCCGAUUGGCUCGAAAUUCCACGAACAGCGACAGGGGAUUCGUGGAGCCAGGCCACGCCUCGCACGCCAACUCCUGGACCACCUCUUCCCAUCGAACCAUCGUAUUACUUGGUAGUUGUGCGCCACACAACAAAGGCCACCCCGCUGCUCGGCCAACCGACUAGUCCUCGUUGGCACGACGCACGCUCAACAACUUCGACCUUAACCGGCCGCAAUUUUAUUCCACCUUCUGACCCGCCGCCGCUUCCUCCACGCCGUUAACGAAUCCACGCUGCGCCUACCGUUCCUUCCGUCUCUUCGUUCCAUCCGUUCGUUUCCAAACUGGGCUGGGAAUAGGACGGGCCACGGUUUUUUUCGAGCGGUUUUCGAGCUCGUAGAUAGACAGGCGAGGUGCAAUUGUUCGAGGCGCAGAUCCAGCAGGAAGGAAGGAAAAACCUCGCGUGAUGUUAUCGAGGAUUCUUUCGUCGAAUCGUUGGACGGAGUAGAAGAGGAGAAGGAGGAGGAGAAGGAGGUUGAUCGUGGAGUGUGGAAGAAAUUGGAGGCGAAGAAAUUGUAUCUAAAAUAUGUGUCGUUGUGCGGCAAGGACGAGCCAUGAGAGGUGUAGUACCGAACCAAUGGUAUCUUCAUAGUUUUGUGUAUCAUCGUGUGGACAUUGUAAUCCAGUAAAUAAACAGACUCGAUACAAAACGCUACGUGUACGAAAAUUGUGGUGUUGGAUGAUAUAACAGGAAUUCUUAAUAAUCCCAAGUGUACGUUAAUAAUAAGAGAGUCUUGCAACAGAAGAAGAUACGAUACGAUACGUGGUGGAACGAUCUUCAAAAUGUAUUUUGCAAUUCACGUGUAUUGGACAAUCGUUUCGUGCAUCGAUUAAGCUAGUAGUGUGUUUACAAACGUUUCUUUCGCGACAGAUCCUUUCGCAGGAAAGGAUAGGCGAUACAAAACAAAUAGCGAUAACUUUAACCUUUUGGGAUCACAACGCUUUUGGAUAUUUUCCCACGAUGGAUUCCCAACAGCUAGUCGACACCGCGUCGCAGAACAGCCAGGACAUCGUUCUGCCGAAACCAGCGAGCAGUACGCCUAGGCACAGCAUCGACGCGAUCCUCGGACUGGCGAACAAUAAGAGGAGUCAUCAGGAAAUGGAGGAUAACGGUCGAGACGCGCAGGAAAACGCAGGUGAGAACAGCUGCAACUCCACCGGCGGUGGCAGCGACGAGGAACUCGGGGCAGGCUGCGGGGACGAUUUGAACGGGAACAGCGGGAAGAAGAAGCAUCGCCGGAACAGGACGACCUUCACCACCUACCAGCUGCACGAGCUCGAGAGAGCCUUCGAGAAGUCUCAUUAUCCGGACGUGUACUCCAGGGAGGAGCUCGCUAUGAAAGUCAAUCUUCCGGAAGUGCGGGUCCAGGUGUGGUUUCAGAAUAGGCGAGCAAAAUGGCGCAGACAGGAGAAGAUGGAAGCAGCGAGACUCGGACUCAGCGAGUAUCAUCAUCCCGGCAACAUGAGAAACGUGGCCGGGCCGGCUCUGGGUUUGCCGGGUGAUCCUUGGCUCACCCCUCCUGGUCUGUUGAGCGCUCUUCCCGGCUUUCUCGCUGCACCUCACACGGGAUAUCCCAGUUAUCUAACGUCCCCGAGACGAUUGCCGUCGCCGCCCAAUGUUGGCGCUGUUGGAAGCGCGGUACCAGGCGGGCUGAGCGCAGGGAUGACGAGCAUAGGGAGCGGAGGGCACGUCCCAGCGGCGCCACCCAGCCCGCCCGGUCACGAUCCGCGCACAACGAGCAUCCAGGCUCUGAGAAUGCGGGCCAAGGAGCACGUCGAGAGCAUCACCAAAGGAUUACAAAUGGUCUGAAGUUUAACGUACGACCCAGGAAGGCAGUAUGAACCCGACUACGGCCAAGCCGUGGCCACGCUUUUAACACCGCGGGCGUGACGAGAAGCGAAAACUACUACCACUCUCCCCUAGAACAACUAGAUCCUUGGAGAAACUGGAGAAAACACUGUCCGGCAGACGGAUCGACAAACACGUUCCCUCGUCCCUCUUCCCGCGGCGUCGUUUCUGGUGAAACCGAACGUUUCUAUCCCACCGUUGGAAACCGUUUUUCAUCGGUUAUCGAGCACAACGUCGAAGAGUACGUGGACGAAGAAAGGGACGAUCGUUACAAUUAUUAAUUCCUGCGGUAUAAUAAUCGAGAGUUGGAGGAGAGGUUUUUAAUCGUUGGUUGAUCGAAAUUGGAUCAAAUUUUGUCGUGUCGUUUUUCCUCGACAAAGGGACGAAGGGAACCGUGAUGCGCUCGUUCUCUCGUGACGGAAGAGACGAAAAGAAAGAGAGAAGAGAAAUUUGAAAUUCGCCCCAUUCCCCCUCGGUGGAAAAAAUCCGAGAAUAAUAAAAUCCCAGUUUCGGUUUUGGGUGGUCAGUUUUUUUCGGCCGAACUAGUUCAGGAUAACAAUAGUGCAAUAAACGAGACGAGAAAAAGGGGUCAGAGACAUUUUUUCGUAGUGCGUUGGUACGGACGGAGGAGUAGCUGUAAGAUCCAAAGACGAUUCUUUCCGGUUAGAACUGCGAAGGAUAACUCCAUAACUUCCUGAACGAUACAGCUCAGUAAGUAAUAUAUUACGUAUAGUUUUAAAGCAAGGUUUCAAAGCGUCGCGAAAAAUUCGACGUCGAAUACUGUUAUCACGGACAAAGAUUUUUAUUUUCCGCGUAUCGGCAGAAGAAGAAGCGAGCGACGGAUAUGUUCAAAUAUGACUCGGCCAUAGAUUCGUGCGAAUUUUUCGUUAAGAGCCACAAGUUAAGAGUCGCGUUAAGAAUGCACGGCGUGCUUCGAAAUCGAACGGAUCGAUCUUCAAAUUUGGAACACGAUUUUUAACUAUAUCACGUUAAUUCGUGUUCUAGAUUUAACGAACGAAGAAUUCGAAUCGAAACGGGACGAGAAACGUCUCCUCCUCGAUCGUCAUAAUUUUUCAAUCGCCACAUUACGAAUGAAAAGUUAAAAUCGAGGGGAAACGAGUCGAAAUAUUUGAAAUCCUUUCAAUUUCUGUCUUAACGCUCUUAACGCGAUCAACACCAACGCUGUCAUUGAGAUAUCGAAAAAAAAAAAGAAAAGAAGAGAAAAGCUUCCAAUUUCCAAAAUUUUCUCCACGGAAUAGUGGAAUUAUCGGAACGAGACGACGAAUCACGGAUAUGAAGGGAAUGACGGUUAGAGUUGAUCGUUCAAAUAUGCAAAGUGGCUGUAUCUCGGCGAAAUGAAUUGGUACAAACCGCGAAGGGGUCAGUGGCCCGGCCGAGGCGAUCGUUUUCCGUCACCGUGUAAACUAACGGUCUUGUAUCCGAAAUACGAUUAGCAUAAUUGUUUGAUAAUCAUGUACCUCGGAUAGAACGAACGGAACGAGCGUGGACAAGGGAUAUUUGCUAUUUUGCGGCCGACACUUGUCACUGUUUAUUUUUUUUUUCUUUUCUUUCUUUUCGAACAUAGAACGAGGCAUGAAAAUGGAAUUAACGAGGAAUAAUUGACCAGCGAACGAUCAUUCGAUUAAUCGUCGAAUGAACGUCGAGCGUCGAGCGUCAAUCAGCAAAAAUUUUAACGAGGCGAAAUUCUUCCAGAAUUUGUUUAGCGAGUCGCUCGAUCGGAAUAGAUCGAGCUGUGCGAUGAACUCUCAGAGACUAGAUCAAUAUUUCUUGUAGCAUAGAGAUUCGAAGUGAGAGAGAGAGAGAGAGAGAGAGACAGAGAGAAAGAGAGAGAGAGAGUGGAAGAGAGAGAGAGAGAGAAUGAUGAGACACAUUUUGACAUAAACAAUAUUCUGCAGUAUUAAUACGUUAAGACAAAGAAUUGUGCAUAAAGUUACGUAAUAAACGAUCACGAUAUGCGGAUACCGCCGCUUGGAAGGGACUGGCUGUAUUUUGGAAUCCAAGAGUUUGAUCGAAAGAUGAGAACGUGUCUUAAUCGAUAUACCAUGAAUUCUUCAAAUAUUUAUAAAUCCUGUUUAAAUUAUGAUUAACCAUGCAUUUGGAUAUGACAAUUUAUCCAUAUCGAAUGUUCUACAAAAUGUUAUGUCUGUUGCACGAUUUCUUGAUCUCAGUUUCGAGAAUAUUCACAAGUCAAAGGAUUAAGUACCUUGUUAAGUUUCGUCCAUCAAACUGUUCGAUUCCUCUGGCAGUCAGUUUCCGGAAGAAAGCGGCGGCAAGGAGCUCUAAGUAGAGGGUGAAAGAAAGAACGUAGACAGUUACCCACCCCCGGAUGUCUAUUUGUAUAUAUACCUGCUCGUGAUGAAAUAAAAUUUGAUGUACAUAUUUAAUCAUA